AUGGCAGCUGCUGGCUCUGCACUACGACGCAGGUCUGACUGUAUUAUUCUCGUCGAUGACGAUGGCGAAGCAGAGCAGCUACGGAGUACUGAAGUCAAGCGCCCAGCGACGCAGUUUGCAGGGGAUGCACAUAAAGGGGGAAAGUCUUCUGCAGGUGAGGAAAACCUUUCUGAAAAGGGUGCAUCAGGAUGCGACGCAGUCGCAUCCGUUAAACAGCGACUGCAAGAUAUUCAGCAGAGGCUGGAAGAGGUGGAGUCUCAUAUCGCCAUUCUGGAGGCGGAGCGUGUGCAAUUGAGGGAAGAAGAAGCUGAUCUUGUGGCUCAGCUCAAAAGCAGCAGCACGCAGGGGCGCGCGCUUGACGACGUCGAACUCGAUGAGCAAAACACCCGACAGACGGACUGGUCUUCGAGAGACUUCCCUUGGACGCGCGCAAUGGAAGAUGCAGCGCUCCGGUUUUUCGGGAUCGACAGCUUCCGCUUUAAUCAACGAGAAGUGAUGAAUGUGAUUCUCUCUGCCCAUGACGCGCUACUCAUCAUGCCCACGGGUGGAGGCAAGAGUCUGUGCUUCCAGCUCCCUGCCUUGAUUCAAGGCACCUCGAGCCGGCUUACGCUCAUUGUCUCUCCCUUGCUUUCCCUCAUGGCGGAUCAGGUUGCAGCCCUGCGAGCGCUGCGUCUCCAAGCCUUUUACCUUGCCACCACCAGCUCGAAGGAAGAGAACGAAGAGGUGAAAAGGGUGCUAAAGAGGCUGGAGGAAAAGCGGACGGACAGCCCGUCAGCCGAGGGACGAAAAGGGAAAACCCCUGCUCCACUCUCACCGUUGUCCUCUCACGAGCCUGGAGCGGUAUUUCUGUACGUGACUCCGGAGCGAAUCGCAAAGAGCAAGAGACUCAUGUCCCAGCUGGAAAAGAUCUACGCCGCAAAGAAUCUUGCGCUGCUUGUCGUUGACGAGGCCCACUGCGCUUCUCAAUGGGGCCACUCUUUUAGGCAGGAUUACCGACAGCUGAUCUUGCUAAAAACACAGUUCCCCCUCGUGCCUCUCUUGGCCCUCACGGCGACUGCGACCCCUCCGGUUGUCGAGGACAUUAAAAAGAUGCUGCACAUCCCGCGCAGCCGGGUGUUCCGGUCGCAUACGAACCGGGCAAAUCUGUUUUAUCACGUCGUCCACAAGCCGAAAACGAGCGAGGAGCAGUUCUGCCUGAUUGCCGGCUUUAUCAACACCUUCAAGGGGCAGUCAGGCAUUCUCUACUGCCUUUCGAGGAAGGAGGCCGAGACUCUUUGCGUGGCGCUAAAGCGUGACUUCCGCAUCCCGUGCGCAUUCUACCACGGUGACUUAGAUGCAAGCAGCCGUCUCGAGAUACACAGGCAGUGGUCAUCAGGCGCUGUGUCUGUCGUCGUGGCGACCGUCGCAUUCGGCAUGGGCAUCAACAAAGCAGAUGUGCGGUUCGUCGUGCAUCACUCUUUACCCAAGUCGCUGGAUAACUACUACCAAGAAACCGGCCGCGCAGGGCGCGAUGGACAGCCAGCCCACUGUCUGCUUCUCUAUCGGCCGUCGGACAUUGCACGGCAGUCCGUGAUGGUGUACUGGGAGCCGUCUGGGUUGCGGCUUCUGUACGAAAUGGUGUGCUUUUGCACGGGGCUAGCGCCACUCGGUGGCGGUUCGUGGCGCGGUGGAAGCUGCCGAAGAGAGGCCAUUUCAGAUCACUUCGGAGAUCCACACGUUCCAUGCGAACGCAUGUGCGACCGGUGUGCCGCGGAGUCUGUGGCAGGCGCAGAAGAAACGGGCGCAUCUGCACAUGACGCGGAGGUCUCGAGACAGAUGACCAAGAAACGGCGGACGGCGGGAAGCCUAUCUAUCCGCCAGGUAGCUGAGAAAGUGGACGUGGAGGCUUUACAGGAAGCCGUGCGGCUACUUCUUGUUGUGCUCAAAGAGGCUGACGGAAAAAAGGAAAAAACCGAUGUUGCGAAGAUGACGCUGCUGCAGUUGCAGACAGAAUGGAAGAAGAAGCUGAAGCGCAAGGACUUUGGAUUGCCUGCGGUUCCUGCGGACGCCGACGCUCUCCAAGCCAUCCUCGUGAACCUCGUCUGCCUCGACUAUCUUACGGAGACAUUUGCUCACACGCCCUAUAGCACGAACUCCUAUCUGCAACUUAGUUCCAAGGCGCGGCGGUGUCUUAGCGAAUUAGAGUAUCGUCGUCCCGAGGAUGUUCUGCGCGGGAUUGAUGCGCGAAUCCUCGGUGGAAGUCCCGCCUUUUUGAACAGGUGGACUGACUGCGGCCCUGUCACGUGGUCGAGUGUCCAACAGGCCCAGCAUUUGAACUCGAAGGGGCGAAAAGGGGGUGGCGGCGACAGCGAAGACGCGUGCUGUGUUUCUGCAUCGGGCAAGACGGAGUUUCUUGCGGGCCGCGCACGAGUCAUACGAGGCGCUCUCGAGCGAGUCGCCAAGACCCUGGCGCACCAGAACGGCGUGUACGCAUCGUGCGUUCUCGGAAAUAGCGAGAUCAAAAAGCUGUGUCUUCAUCUGUGUUGCAAGGGGCCUGACGCAAAAGGUGAGACGCCGGGGGAUGCAUGUGAAGGCGACAGCGAGGGAAACGGUGUUCGGCUGGACGUCCGCAGCAAGCGCAAAACUGCAACCUGGGCGUCUGUGCUGCAGACGGCGGCUUCCAGACCCGCCGUCACCCUGGCGCCGCCGAGUGUCAUGCUCGGGCAGGCACUUGUGCCCAGAAAAGUUGAGCUAUAUGGCGACGUAAUUACCCGCUCUUGUAUUGAAGCUUUUCAGCGGUGCUCGAACUCCUCUUCUGGUCAAACGUCUGCUGAGGAGUAG
Besnoitia besnoiti is the source of this 2820-nucleotide messenger RNA. Its product is annotated as ATP-dependent DNA helicase, RecQ family protein. Gene Ontology annotation, cellular component: cytoplasm; chromosome. Gene Ontology annotation, molecular function: 3'-5' DNA helicase activity; ATP binding; nucleic acid binding. The record is from RefSeq and is a predicted model, not a curated record. Gene Ontology annotation, biological process: double-strand break repair via homologous recombination. Lineage: Eukaryota; Apicomplexa; Conoidasida; Eucoccidiorida; Sarcocystidae. Bases 1 to 2820 code for a protein of 939 amino acids. The transcript has 4 exons.